AUGUUAGAGCAAGGGUGGCACAAUAUUGCAGCAAUUGAUAUCUCACGACGCGCGACAGACAAAUCCGUUCUCAUUUUCCAACAACGUGAACCGAAACGUUGUCCAAUCAUGUGCCUUAGCUUAACUGAUGCUGACAAAUUGCGUCUAAUUAACAUGCCUACCCAGCUGGUUGACCUCUUCAAACAAAUUCUCCUUAGUCGAUGGCCGAAGGGAAUCCAGGAGGAAAAAGUCAUGAAUCUAAGUUUCGGCAGUGUCCGUCAAAUCAAGCUGAAAGGCUGGCCUUGGAAUGGAGGGUUGAAUAACGAUGCUUAUCAUAUCCGAAGCUUUCUUUGUAAUAUCAUCGAGGCUUUUGCCGGACAAGGUUGGAGAGUGCUGAUAGCCGGUGAUGUUUCUGCCAAGUAUAUUCACCAAGAUAAAGGCCCUGAUUACCCGAUAGAUGUUCACAGUUUGUGGUUUAUAUAUGAACCCAACACGACCCAGCAACCCACCGCCCCAUCGUACGGGUUCAGCGUCUCGUCCCCACCGUAUGGUGUUGGUGUGCCGCAAGGCAUGCCUUCUGGAUACGGGGUGCCUCCAGCAACCGCACCAUACCCACCGACCGGCCAGCCUUCAGGAUAUGGGCUGUACCCUAACCCGAACGAGCCACCUCCCACCUAUAACCAAGCUACAGGAUGGAGUGGGGAGAAAAGCUGA
Paramuricea clavata is the source of this 693-nucleotide messenger RNA. NCBI's taxonomy places the organism in Eukaryota, Metazoa, Cnidaria, Anthozoa, Malacalcyonacea, Plexauridae. The record is from the annotation of a GenBank genome assembly.